This is a messenger RNA of Juglans regia (Persian walnut), 4146 nucleotides long. RefSeq lists its product as uncharacterized. The transcript is spliced from 8 exons. Gene Ontology annotation, cellular component: cytoplasm. NCBI's taxonomy places the organism in Eukaryota, Viridiplantae, Streptophyta, Magnoliopsida, Fagales, Juglandaceae. Gene Ontology annotation, molecular function: protein serine/threonine kinase activity; ATP binding; protein tyrosine kinase activity. The coding region runs from base 199 to 3756 and encodes 1185 amino acids. Gene Ontology annotation, biological process: peptidyl-serine phosphorylation; peptidyl-threonine phosphorylation. The record is from RefSeq and is a predicted model, not a curated record.
GAAGAAACUGUUGGUCCACCACCUCAAUUCAGGAGCGCAGUUGCCCCCAAAGCCUACACAGGAAGUGUCGAGAGGAAAAGAAAAGGAAAAGAAAAUCGAAACAAAGGUACAUACAAUAGCAGCCGGCCGGCUACUACCGUCAUCAGGUAUGGUGGAUGCUUCUUUCUGAGACCUACUUGUAGGUUUUAGUGGUUAAAAAUGGCAGAAACAAACUCAGUUGACGCGAUUCUUGAAUUUUUGCGAAAAAAUCAGUUUACUAGAGCCGAGGCAGCUUUGAGGAGUGAGCUAAACAAUCGUCCUGAUUUGAAUGGUUUCUUUCAGAAGCUUCUGAUCGGAGACAAGGAUAAGGGCUUGGUAAGUGCAAUAGGGGAGAAUGGGGACAAAUUGGUGGUGGAAAAUCAAGGUCCAGUGCCUCUGGAUAGCCGUGAAGUUUCGAAGGAAUUAAUUGUGAAAGAGAUAGAGUGUGGGACUGCUAGAAAUGGGUCUGACUGCAAAUGGAAGAAUGCUGCUCCUCCUGGUGAGUGGAAUAAAAAUAAUGAAUUGUUUGGAAUGAGCGACAAGAGCUUCACUUUUCUGAGAGGUUCUGAGGACACCGUGCUUGAUUUGUAUUCGUGGGAGUUCAAUCCUGGUAAUUGUCCUGCUGGAACUUAUGGUGGUAGCAGUACUAACUGUAACUUUCAGGAGCUUCAGAUCUCAGGACAACCAAAGAAUCGUACGAGUGAAGUUGCUGAUGCUGGUAAAGCCACUCUCAGGACUGGAGAAGAGAUUACUUUAUCUGGUGAAAAGAGGACAUCAUGGCUUGGAAGUACUAGUAAAGCUAAUCUGGAACCCAAGUAUGAGAAAAUCCAAGCAAGUGAUCCCAAAAAACUUGAUCAGCAACUUAAGACUAGUAGCACAUAUCUCAAAGAAAACUUUGCAGAUAAUCCGUGGUCCAGAAGGGAGGAGCCUACAAACUCAUCUUCUGAUAUUUGGAAAGAUUGUUCCGUCAAGACUGUGUUUCCCUUUUCAAAGGGGGAUGUGUCAACCAGUUAUGAUAAUGCUACAGAUUCUGACAAAAAUGAUGGAAAUAGAAAAUCAGAAAUGAUUGAUAUUAGGGCAGCAAUAAAAGAACAGGUGGAUGAUGUGGGAAGAGCCUUGUACUUUGGUAAGUCACAAGGGGGUUCUGAGCAAAAAACCAUUGGCAGUUUGAGUUUUCCUUUGACUUCUGAGAAUCAGAAGGAAGAAUUACCCAGGUUGCCACCUGUUAAACUGAAGUCAGAGGAUAAGUCAUUGAAUGUUCAUUGGGAGGAAAAAUUUGAGCGGGAUGGACCUGGUGCAAAACUUAUCAGUGUGGACAACUCUCUCCUUAUAGGGUCAUAUCUGGAUGUUCCCAUUGGACAAGAAAUCAACUCCACAGGUGGAAAAAGGAUUCCCGGAGGUAGUUGGCUAUCUGUAAGUCAGGGUAUUGCAGAGGAUACAUCUGAUCUGGUGUCUGGUUUUGCCACCGUUGGUGAUGGAUUAAGUGAAUCUGUUGACUAUCCAAAUGAGUAUUGGGACUCUGAUGAGUAUGAUGAUGAUGAUGAUGUUGGAUAUAUGAGACAACCAAUUGAGGACGAGGCCUGGUUUCUGGCUCAUGAAAUUGACUACCCAAGCGAUAAUGAAAAGGGUACAGGGCAUGGCAGUGUCCCAGAUCUGCAGGAGAGAGCUCCAACUAAAGAUGAGGAUGAUGAUCAAUCUUUUGCAGAAGAGGAUUCUUACUUCUCUGGCGAGCGGUACUUUCAAGCAAAAAAUGUAGAAACGGUUACAGCUACAGAUGAUCCUAUAGGGCUGUCAGCCAGUAACAUGCAUGGAAGGACUGAUGACAAUGAUUUAAUUGCUCGAUAUGAUGGACAGUUGAUGGAUGAAGAAGAACUGAAUCUGAUGCGUGCAGAACCUGUCUGGCAGGGCUUUGUGACUCAAACAAAUGAACUCAUCAUGCUAGGAGAUGGGAAACUUCUGAAUGAGUGUGGGAGGAGGCCGCGGCUAGAUGAUAAUUGUAUGGAUGAUGAACAGCAUGGUUCGGUUAGAUCAAUUGGUGUAGGUAUCAGCAGUGAUGCUGCAGAUAUUGGCAGUGAAGUACGGGAAAGUUUGGUUGGAGGCAGUAGUGAAGGGGAUCUAGAAUAUUUCCGUGAUCAUGACGUUGGGGUUGGAGGGUUUAGAUAUCCUCAAAAGAAAUAUAUUGACAGAUCAAACAGAGAGAAAAAGAAAACUACUAACCAAGAGGCAAACAAAUAUGUCAUUGGGAAUGACAAGGGAGCAAGUAUACAGACAAAAAAUCGUACCGAUGGGGGAUUUUCGUUUCCCCCAGCACUGAGGGAUGGACAGUUGGAGCAGACAGGCUCUAGUAAAUCUUUAUGGUCAAACAACUGUAAUGCCAUUAUCAGUGAUGAAACUGAGGACCAUCUUAAUGCUUUGGUGGGGUCUGAAGGCAUGCUUGCUUCAUGGAGGCGGAAAAGCAAUGAUUCUUCACCGGUCAAAAGUUCCAGGGAUGAAAAUAAUGCUCAUGCUGCGAGAUCCACAGAUUCUACUCCCUCAACAGUCUCUAAUUAUGGUUAUGAUGAAAGAGAACAUGCAAAGCGAGAACAAGACCAAAAAGCAGGUGCUGUAAGGGAAGAAGAUCCAGCAGCAUCACUCGAAGAUGAUGAGGCUGCAGCUGUGCAAGAACAAGUAAGGCAGAUAAAGGCUCAGGAGGAGGAAUUUGAGACCUUUAACCUCACGAUUGUGCACAGAAAAAACAGAACUGGCUUUGAAGAGGACAAGAAUUUCCAUGUUGUUCUUAAUUCAGUCAUAGCUGGACGUUAUCAUGUUACUGAGUAUCUUGGGUCCGCUGCAUUCAGUAAAGCUAUACAGGCACAUGACCUGCACACCGGUAUGGAUGUAUGUGUAAAAAUUAUUAAGAACAACAAGGAUUUUUUUGAUCAGAGCCUUGAUGAGAUAAAGCUUCUCAAGUAUGUGAAUAAGCAUGAUCCUGCUGACAAGUACCACGUUCUCCGAUUGUAUGAUUAUUUCUAUUAUCGAGAGCAUUUGUUAAUAGUAUGCGAACUUCUCAAGGCAAACUUAUACGAGUUUCACAAGUUUAAUAGAGAAGCGGGAGGAGAGGUUUACUUCACUAUGCCAAGAUUGCAGUCAAUUACCAUUCAGUGUCUCGAGGCACUUCAGUUUCUGCAUGGACUUGGCCUAAUACAUUGUGACUUGAAGCCCGAGAAUAUACUAGUGAAAAGUUACAGCAGAUGUGAGGUGAAGGUUAUUGAUCUUGGGAGCAGUUGUUUUGAGACAGAUCAACUCUGCUCCUAUGUACAAUCCAGGUCCUAUCGUGCCCCAGAAGUUAUCUUGGGACUUCCAUACGAUAAGAAGAUAGAUGUAUGGUCACUUGGCUGCAUCUUGGCAGAACUCUGUACUGGCAAUGUCCUCUUCCAAAAUGAUUCACCAGCAACAUUAUUAGCUCGGGUAAUUGGAAUUAUAGAUCCCAUAAAUCAAAGCAUGCUUGCCAAAGGAAAGGACACGUACAAAUAUUUUACCAAAAAUCACAUGCUGUAUGAACGGAAUCAGGAAACGAACAGGUUGGAAUACCUGAUACCCAAAAAGACAUCCUUAAGGCACCGAUUACCAAUGGGGGACCAAGGCUUCAUUGAUUUUGUUGCUCAUCUACUUGAGAUAAACCCAAAAAAGCGCCCUUCUGCCUUGGAGGCUUUGAAGCACCCAUGGCUAUCAUAUCCAUAUGAACCCAUAUCAUCUUGAAGCAUUUGAAGAUUCUGUUGGUGGAGAUGACAUGCUACAGGUGCCCUCUUGUUUGGUUUUGGGUGUCUUAUUAAAGAGGGGAAGGAGCCACUUUUGAUUUCUGGCUGAAACAUGUCAUCUAUUUAAGGUGAUAGUUUUUGAAGAUAUUGCACCUUACACCCAUGCACAAUGCAUUGAAAGGUGUGUUUGGUUUUGUUGGUGAUACCAGUCUUUCCUUCCCCCCUUACCAAGUUGUACAAUUAAUCAUUAUUAUCAAGAAUGUAAUUUUGCACGUAGGUGGUUCUUGCUUUACUUUUUGUGUUUGAAAUGGUGGAAGAAGAUUUAAAAUCCUGUUGUACAUGAUGUGUGAUAAUUCUUUAGGUUAUUUAGUAGUAUUUUUUUGUGAAAAUA